This is a messenger RNA of Gastrolobium bilobum, 546 nucleotides long. RefSeq lists its product as uncharacterized. NCBI's taxonomy places the organism in Eukaryota, Viridiplantae, Streptophyta, Magnoliopsida, Fabales, Fabaceae. The record is from RefSeq and is a predicted model, not a curated record. The transcript is spliced from 2 exons. The coding region runs from base 97 to 372 and encodes 91 amino acids.
UCAGGGUUUCUUCUUCUUUUGUAUAAGACAGAGAUACAUAACAUAACAGAGAGAGAGAGGUGAGGUCAAAACUCAGGAGAGAAGAAGAAAAAGCAAAUGGCUUCGCCCAUAUCAAGGAUUGUUUUCCGCAUUGUGUUGGUUGCUUUGGCGUUUCUCCUUCUCUUCUACAUUGGUCGCCCUUUGUAUUGGAAAAUUUCUGCUACCGUCCACGAUAUCCGCAACAAUAAGCAAACUGUCAGAGAAGGUCUUUCCCAGAUCGUUAUGGAAGCUCAGAAAUCGAUGGGUUGGUUUCACGAUGAGUUCGACUCCGGAGUCCGUCCUAAGAGCCGAAAGCUGCUUCUUCUUGAGGCUUUUUCGAGUGUAGUUGCUUAGAUGUCAUGUCAGAUUUUUUGUUUUGGGGUUCUUUGUUCUUUUCUUUUUCAUGAUUCUGUGAUUUUCUUAUCUAGUUUUUGUCUUAUAGGAACAAUAAUGAUGUAGAUGAAUCUUUUUUGAAGUACAAAAUUAUCAUGACAUUCUAGAUUUGGCAGCGUUUCUAUUCUUAUGUAU